AUAAUACUACAGUACAACGUCAGAAAAUCUAAAGACACGGUGAUGGCCACGCUGCUCCGCGACCCCAGGAUCGAUAACUACGACAUACUAGCUAUCCAGGAACCGUGGAAGAACCCGUUCAACGACACGACGCAUCACCCAGUAAAGGACCGAUUCCACCUUUGCUAUCCCACUAACGGUAUCGCACGUCCUGCUGCGGUGCCGCCGAUUCCGAUAACUCCGACGCCAGGAACUAGGAUCCAUCCCAGGACGAAACGACCUCCGGGCCCUGCUAAACAAGCGCACAGCAGCCGCGAAAGCCAUCAGAUUCAUAGAACAAACCGGGAUCCUUGGGCAAUUCAGGAUCGAGUUCCAACCCAGACAAAGCUGAGCACUGGGGGGAGACUGUAGGUACACAGACCCGGCACAGGGGGCAUCGCGCCCUGAAGGAGCCUACGACACGGAUGCAUUAGUAGGAACCGCGAUCUACACGAGGCGACCACCAAAU
Molecule: messenger RNA, 487 nt
Organism: Sodiomyces alkalinus F11
Lineage: Eukaryota; Fungi; Ascomycota; Sordariomycetes; Glomerellales; Plectosphaerellaceae
Exons: 1
Coding region: 43-390 (115 amino acids)
Source: RefSeq, a predicted model, not a curated record